Messenger RNA from Drosophila suzukii, 2309 nucleotides. The record is from RefSeq and is a predicted model, not a curated record. NCBI's taxonomy places the organism in Eukaryota, Metazoa, Arthropoda, Insecta, Diptera, Drosophilidae.
AACGAAAUCAGUACACGUCGGACCUUACUGCUAAGUAGAUCGCUAAAAUGUGAUACAAAUUAUUCUUUUCAUCGUUAAUAUAGCGCUUUUGCAAAGCUGCUUUGCCGAAACGCCGGAAACAUAUCUUCUGAAAACAAACAGUCUUCCUUCGGACCUGAAUUUUAUGCCAACUUUGGGCAAUGGACACCUGGGCUAUACAGUCUUCGGAGAUGCCAUCUUCAUGAACGGAGUCUACAACGGAGCCGGCGGAAAUAGCAAGCGGGCUCGCAUUCCCAACUGGCUAAAUAUCAGCGCGGAAGUUUGUGAUCGCUUCGGUUGUGCCACUGGUAACGAUGUGGACGUAAAUGGAACUAGCUACGAGAUGGAUCUUCGGGAUGGCUACUUCCGCGUUGUGACAACAUACAGAACACUUGGGAUUUCAGUUGAGCAGAGAACCUAUCCGCACAAAUUUUUUAAUCGUGCCUUAGUAUAUGAAGUAGUAGCCAAGAGACUUGCCAACCGACUUUCGAAAGUUAACUCUCCAAAGUUCCUGAAACUCACUCAUUUUCCCGGUAACUCCAGCGAUGCCUUUGACUUUGUCAUUGUAAACAAUGGCAGCUCUUCCAGCGGAGAUUAUCGCACACUUCGAGGACGCACAAAGGUGCUGGAACUCGAGAAAUUCCAACCGGAUCCUCAGGAGAUCUUUGUCCUCUUUAGUGAACCCUUGGACCAUACCCUACAACUGCAGUGGCCCACCUGGCAAGAUGAGUUCACCUACAGAGUUAUCAUCACCAUAGAUAGAGAGGAAACUGUUGCGCGGAAAGAACUGCAAGAUGUGCUCCAGCUAAGCUCUAUAAAUCUUUUCCAGAAGCACACCGAAUCUUGGAACAGCUUCUGGGACAAUGAGUUCUCUAUUGAAAUAAGGGGUGAUGCUUUUGAACUCUCGCAGAUCGUUAACGCAGGCAUAUUUUACUUGGUAAGUUCUCUUCCUUCAAUCGAGACCCACCAGAAAAACGAACCCUUCUACGGAUUGAGUCCCACUGGUUUGGGGCGUGGCAAUCUGGAGGCGGACUACCAGGGGCACAACUUCUGGGACACGGAGAUCUGGAUGCUACCGGUUGUCAGUCUGUUUGGCUACGACUAUGCAAAACAGGUGCUGGACUAUCGCAGCAGAAAACUGGAGGCAGCAAAAUACCAUGCGAAUACCACUGGCUACAAGGGAGCAAGAUUUCCCUGGGAAAGUGCCUACACUGGCACAGAGGUAACCAACCCAUGCUGCCCCGAAGUUUCACAACAGGAGAUACACAUAUCCCCCGAUAUAUCCUUUGCCCUGCAAAAGUUUUUCGCCCAAUCCCACGAUAAUGCCUGGGCCUGUGAUACCGCUUGGCCUAUAACCCGUGAAGUGGCAGAGUUCUUGGUGAGCCGAGCUUCAUGCGACGAUUCCAAAAAUGAGUGCCACUUCCUAGACGUAAUGGGACCCGAUGAAGAUCAUCCAGACGUAAAUGAUAAUGUUUACACGAAUGCUGUGUCUAAAAUUGCACUGAACUUCGCAGAGUGGUUGGGUAAAACGUGUGACAACACCAGCACCGAACUUAUUGAGAAAUGGCGGGAGGUUAGCGAUCGGUUGGUGAUACUACGAGAUGACAACCUGAACUAUCAUCCCCAGCACCAGGGCUAUAUCCCUAAUACCAUUGUAAAGCAGGCGGAUACCAUUCUACUCGGAUAUCCGUUAAAUUUUGAUACCAGCACCACACACAGUAAUGACCUUCGCCUUUAUGCAAACGCAACCCGAGAAUCGGGUCCUGCAAUGACGUGGUCCAUGUUUGCUGCGAAUUAUAUGAGGUCCCUUCAGAUUCAGCAGGCCAACGAGUAUUUCGAGCGUGGCUACAAGAGCUAUGUUCGACCCGAGUUCAAAGUGUGGAGUGAGACGCCCCUUGGUUUCGAGGGAUCGGCGAACUUCCUUACCGGCAUUGGCGGAUUCUUGCAAGCCCUAAUCUUCGGCUACGGAGCCCUUGAUUUUGGCAGAACCAACGACGACCAAUUCUUAAUGUUCUUUGGCAUAACCAUGACGCCUCCAAAUGUGGACGAAGUCCAUAUAAGCUCUAUACCAUAUGGAGAUGCUAAGUGUAGCUUGACCUUUAGAAAUCGGUCUUCCAGCAUUGAGUGUUCAGAUAGGAUUUGUCAGGGCUUCCAGAUGGUUCAAGGUCAAAAGAAAACUGUGCUCGGCAGAUCCUUUAAUUUGACUCGUCGAAGUGAGGAUCCCCCCAUUCAGAUUAGCCUUUUAAGAUAAAUCCAAAGUGUAUUUGAAUAAAUAUGAAGAGAAUUACAUA